Molecule: messenger RNA, 4598 nt
Organism: Trichomycterus rosablanca
Lineage: Eukaryota; Metazoa; Chordata; Actinopteri; Siluriformes; Trichomycteridae
Gene: robo4
Product: roundabout, axon guidance receptor, homolog 4 (Drosophila)
Exons: 19
Coding region: 206-3598 (1130 amino acids)
Biological process (GO): cell-cell adhesion
Molecular function (GO): protein binding
Source: RefSeq, a predicted model, not a curated record
AAAGAAAGGGAGAGAUGGAGAGAGCAAGGUAGAAAGAAUGAGGAUGGGGAAGUGAGCAUGAAGCACUAGAAUAUAACGAAAAAACCUUUAUGACAUUUAAAUAACCUAGAACAGCUCUGUUGGUAAAAGUUUGAUUCAGGUGUACCCAGUAUGACGAUGGCACAAUAAGGGAUAACUGUGGAGAGAAACUUUGCUUUAUGAGAAGAUGCAGCUCUCGGUUUGGCUGCUCUGCUUAAUAUGCCUGUGCACAUGGGCAAAGACUUCAGGUCAGUGUAAGUGUCUCUGUACCUGUUCACCUGAGGAGCAACAGCUACAGGAGGCUCCAAAGUCAGAAAGGCCAGAGAGUAAAGGAAAGAUUAGACAUCGUCUGGCACAUGAACGUCCAUCACGCAGGGACAGGAACCACCGCAGGAAAGGUUCCAGACUGCGCCCAGAUGAAGUCUCCCCUCGUAUCGUGCAUCACCCGUCUGACGUGGUGGUGCGGGUUGGAAGUCCUGCCACGCUGUCCUGCCGAGCCGAAGGAAACCCUGAACCCUCCAUCCAGUGGCUGCGCAACGGUGUUCCACUGGAGCCUGAAAAGAUGGAAGGCCAGUCUCAGCCCAUCAUUCUACAUGAGGGCAGCCUGUUCUUUCUCAGCGUGGUGCCUGGAAGGAAGGGCCAGUCCCAUGAAGCGGUGUAUGCCUGUGUUGCGCGAAACAGUGCUGGCUCUGCGGUCAGUAGGAACGCCUCUUUGCAUAUCGCGGCUCUGCGAGAUGAGUUCCGCAUGGAGCCCAGCGACAUGGAGGUAGCCGCAGGAGAGAUGGCCGUGAUGAACUGCAGUCCACCUGUAGGGCAUCCUGAACCCAAUGUCAGCUGGAAGAAAGACGGCGUCCCUAUCAACACCACAGACAAACACUACACUGAACUGAAUGGAAAGCUGAUAAUAGCUCCAGCACGGAAGCAGGACUCUGGAGUUUACAUCUGUGUGGCUUCAAACAAUGUUGGAGUGAAAGAAAGCAGAGCAGCCAGGUUAUCAGUUCUGGAGAAGCCAGUGAUACGGCGUGAACCUCAGGAUGUUUUUGUGAAGCUCGGGGAGUCAGCACACUUCUUCUGUGAUGGUCAGGGAGACCCCAUGCCCAGGCUGGAGUGGAGCAGAGAGCAGGGACCACUACCCAACGGCAGGUAUUUGGUUAAUCCAGACCAGAGUCUCCAGAUCCACUACGUGACGUUACAGGAUGCUGGCAGAUAUACCUGUACUGUGGUCAGUGAUGUUGGAGUGGCUACAGCCAGUGCUCAGCUCUUUGUGGAAGAUACAGACAGCAGCAGCCAGAAGGACCUGCAUAAAGAGCUGUCUGCACUUCGCAUCAGUCUAGAGAACGUCACUGUUCUGAGAGCUGUUUCAAACAUGUCACAAGUCAUGUGGAAGCUUCAGCCAUCAUCCUCACCACUACACUAUCUGCAGGGGUUUGAGGUGCUCUAUCGUUCUCUUUUACCUGCCAGCUCAGACUGGGCAGCUCAAAAAGUUGCCCAUCCUGCAGUCCAGACCCACGUAGGUCCCCUAAAAAGGGGCUACAAGUACGAGUUUAAAGUUCGGCCGUAUGGGAGUGAUCUGUAUGGCAGAGAGAGCAACACCAGGCACCUGAGAGUACCAGAGACAGUUCCCAGUGCUCCUCCUCAGGAAGUGUCCAUAACAAUGCCCACUGACCGAAAUGACACAGCACAGCUGAGCUGGGAACCACCGGCACACGAUGCGCAUAACGGGAUCAUUCAGGGAUACCAGGUGUGGUGUGUUCAGGAAGAGGAGCAGCAGUAUCUGAACUGGACAGUGGACAGUGGAACACACACUGUGGAGAUCAAGCCACUGCAGCCUGGCAAGCGUUACUGGCUCCGAGUAGCGGCGGUAAAUGGUGCUGGCAUUGGAGCUCAGAGUAACCCGUACCAACUGCUCAUAGACUCAAAGCAGGAAUCAGCUCCAUAUCACCGAAAUGCCCUAAACCUGUCAGAUGUUUUGGCGUUAAUGAGGGAUCCAGUGUUUAUCGGCAGUGUUGGUGCUCUCCUGUGGUGCGUGCUGAUGGUUACAGCUGUAUGUCUGUAUCGAAAACAUAUCAGACCUGGUGGUUUAGGAAGAGGAGCUCACAAAACAGGGUUGUAUCGUCUGGCUAGUGAGGACCUCAUCAUCAAACACAGGAUGGCGGCCCCAGAUUCUCCAUGGAUCUCUGGAGCAUGGAAACCUGAGUGUAAUGGUGAACAGCACAAGGGUCAAUGGACACAAAAACAGGAGCUCCCAGACCCCAAAAGAACUACUCUGCCCAUGACAGCAAAGAAAGACUCAGCCGUGCCCAUAGUGCCAGACAACUGUGGCGUUUAUGGCACCUUCUACGUGGAUUUGACUGGUGACGGUAUGAAAACGUUUAACAGUCCGGCUCGACGUACCAAAAUGCCUCACUCAAAAACACAGCAUCACGGCACCGAGACGAUACGCAUUACUCAGACCGUAGCCAAGCCACCUGCCGUCAGUGACGGCCAGGUAAUUCCAUGGAAACGGGCUCUCCCCAGCCAGCCCAGUAUGGGUGUUCGUAAGGAGUCCUGGGAGAAGAACUUUAAACGAGAGCUGCAUGCGGUGAACAGUGCUCCUUUAGUGCCCAUGCAUCAACAUGCCCUACUGGUUCGCAACGCCCCUACCAAUCAUAUACACAGACUCAGCCAGCACACAGGGGGAGGGCCAGAGCGUGUGAAGGCAUUAGGUUCUCCCAGGAUUAUGCAGUACUCAGCCUCGCUGCGUUUUGUGGAUGUGCUGCCCACUCCCCCUUCCCUGCCAAUGGAUGAUGGCCAUAGUAUCAGCUCAGAGGAAGGCUCGAGCCGCUCCACUAAACUGACGGUAGAUGCUGGCUCCCUGCAGUCUGUGUGUGCAGCAUCUUCUGGCUGUCCCUCACAACACGGUCCUCCUUACAGCCGCCUCUCUACGGCCUCCUUCUGCCUGUCCACUAACGGCCACAAGGACAGCGCGCUGAGCACCCAGACACAGGAGCAGUACCUCGAGCUCAGUCCUAAGCCACGCAGACACAGUGCCCUGGCUGAAAAAUCCUCCUCCUUGACUCGUCCGUUCUCUCCCACACCCACGUUCGGUUACAUCUGCGGACCCUCUGAGCGGGAGGUAGGAGAUGAUGUGGACGAUGAGCCGGAGACUGUAGGGCUGAGGAGAACCGCCCUGAGGAGCACACCCUCGUCUUGCUUCAGCGAAUGGGAGGGCUCGCUGUGGAACGGCUGGGGAUCCACGUCUGAGGGAAACAUGCAGAGCGCGAGAACCAGCAUAAUCAGCUCUUCGGAUGGGUCCUUCAUGAACGAUGCCAACUACGCUCGCAUCCUGGCCAUGACGGGAGAGACGGUGACUGGAACUUUAUCAGAUUUUUCACCGCCGGGGUCUCCGCUGAGCAUGCUGUUUCCUCCGCGGGACUGUUUCGGGGAGGUCGACCCUCUGGCCGUGUGGGAUUUUAGCACAACCUGGGUGGAGGAGAUGGAGGCUCAGAUCAGGGCGUCCGCAGUGCCCGGAGGACCUGCAGCAUCUUCCCUGGACAGCACCAGGCCCGAGCUCCCGUACAAAAGCACCUCACAGCGAUGAUUCUACAGAGAGUGCCUCAGAUUUGAUCAUUUCUCACCGUCCCUGAGCCGCAGAACAGAACUCGUGUUGAGACUUUGUAGAACCUUUAGGGCAGCUUUUGUCUUCGAUUCCUAGUCGAGGGGUUUUCAGUGAGGUUUUUAAGGUUAUGUAUUCAUGUAAAUAAACCACUUUUAUUUAAUAUACGUCACGAAUGUUAUAUAAUAGCCAUCUAAAACACAGGUAAAUAUUGUACGAUUUGUUUAUGCCUCUAUAAGGUAGUAAUUAAGUAGUAAUUUAACAUAUUGCAAUUGAAUCACCAUCCACCACAUCUGUACCCUACGUGUCAUUACCAUGGUCAGUCCUAAUUCCCAUCACCUUUACCGUGUCUGCCACUGUUGCAUCUGAUGAAAACAGGCCCAAAUCCUAAAUUAUUUCUAACUUAGUAUUUUCUGUGCACUAUAGAGUGUAUAGAAUAAUGGCUUCUCCAACCUACACAGUGCACCAUGGAGCUUAAAGUCAUGAUUUGCUCUAUCGGCGAGGUUUGUUGCAAUACAGUUUAGCUCUUCAGGUUUAAAGCAUUUACGUUUGCAAUUAUGACUGAAUACAGUUCAAGCAAUUAAGGGGUUAAGAGCCAUGCUCAGGGGCCCAAGAGUGGCAGCUGUAAGUUUUCGUCUGUGGUAAUUAUUUAUAAAUUGCAGAUGUGGUGGAUAAACAACUCCAGGGAAUUAUUUUAAUGUUAGACGUGUAGAUAAGGACGUACAGUAGGUGUGUUAUUCUAUUAUUGUUAAUGUGAAAUACAUUUGUAGUAGAAUAAUUAUAAUAUUAUUAUAUGAAUCUAAACCUGAGAUGUGAUGCAAGAUUAAAGUGCCAAUAGAGAUAUUUCCUACAUGAUUAAAAUGACUUAUUCAUUUUUAUAUAUUUUUGGAUUUGAACUGGUUCUACUAAAAUGUUGUUGACAUAUUUACUAAUUCCACUGUUCCUCCUGAGCCUUUUAAUACAAAUAAACUGUGCCUUGGUGAUA